This is a messenger RNA of Drosophila bipectinata, 2348 nucleotides long. RefSeq names its product Dual-specificity tyrosine phosphorylation-regulated kinase 2 (gene Dyrk2). The record is from RefSeq and is a predicted model, not a curated record. Gene Ontology annotation, molecular function: ATP binding; protein serine/threonine/tyrosine kinase activity; protein serine/threonine kinase activity. Gene Ontology annotation, biological process: peptidyl-threonine phosphorylation; peptidyl-serine phosphorylation. NCBI's taxonomy places the organism in Eukaryota, Metazoa, Arthropoda, Insecta, Diptera, Drosophilidae. Gene Ontology annotation, cellular component: cytoskeleton; nucleus; cytoplasm.
GUUUAUUUCUCAAAAAUGAAAUGGAAAAAGAUUCCAAAGCAUUUCUCCCGCAAGAAACUCAGCCGUAAACUGCGCUACUUCUUGCGAACCAAAUACUGGGGCUGCAAGCGUAGCCCCGACGGCCCCAGAAUUCAGCUGGACAACGACAAGCUGCGCCGGGAUGCUCGCCUCUCGGGCUCUCGACUGGAUUUGCCACAGCUCUGCAAUGGCUCCAGGCGCCUCGACGGACACAACAAUCAUGUGGCCGUCAACGAGACCUCGUCCAAUGGCACGUCCCUGAACGUCAACGGCAACGGCAACCCCAACAGCGGUCACAACAACAACAACAACAACAACAUCGGGUCUCCAGUCUCCUCAUCGACCACCAACAGUAGCAGCAAUGGGGGCAACGAGCGGGGCUCCUCCACAAAGUCCAACAGCAGCAGUGGCAGCUCCGGCAACUCGGCCAGCAGCACGGGCAGUGCUGAGCUAAAAUGCAACACCCCCAUGACGCCAUCUGAACUCGUGAAAAAAUUCCGUAACUACCUAACAGACUUGGAGUUCGAGGAGCUGAAGGUCUACAAGGAGGUCUGGUACUUUGGCCAGCAUGCCAGCAAGAACUACAACAAACCCGCCCCCACAGCCAAUACCACAAACCUGGGCUAUGACGAUGAUAAUGGCAACUACAAGAUCAUCGAGCACGAUCAUAUAGCCUUUCGGUAUGAGAUUCUGGAGGUGAUUGGCAAAGGCAGCUUCGGCCAGGUGAUCCGGGCCCUGGACCACAAGACCAACACCCAUGUGGCCAUCAAGAUAAUCCGGAACAAGAAGCGCUUUCUCAACCAGGCCGUCGAGGAGCUGAAUAUCCUGGACGAGCUGCGGGACAAGGAUGCGGAUGGAUCUCACAACGUCAUACAUAUGCUGGACUAUGCCUUUUUCCGCAAGCACUUGUGCAUCACCUUUGAGCUGAUGAGCCUGAACCUGUACGAGCUGAUAAAAAAGAACAACUACAAUGGGUUCAGCAUGAGUCUCAUCCGGCGCUUCUGCAACUCGAUUGUGAAGUGCCUGCGUCUGCUCUACAAGGAAAACAUCAUUCACUGUGAUCUCAAGCCAGAAAAUAUCUUGCUCAAACAGCGAGGCAGCAGCUCGAUCAAAGUCAUCGACUUUGGCAGCUCGUGCUACGUGGACCGCAAAAUCUAUACGUACAUCCAGUCGAGGUUCUAUCGCUCCCCGGAGGUGAUUCUCGGACUACAAUACGGCACCGCCAUCGACAUGUGGAGCUUGGGCUGCAUCCUUGCCGAGCUCUACACGGGCUUUCCCCUCUUCCCCGGCGAGAACGAGGUGGAGCAGCUGGCCUGCAUCAUGGAGGUGCUGGGCCUGCCGCCCAAGGUGCUCAUCUCGGUGGCCAGGAGGCGCCGUCUCUUCUUCGACUCCCGGGAUGCUCCGCGCUGCAUCACCAACACCAAGGGCAGGAAGCGAGCGCCGGGCAGCAAGUCGCUGUCCCAGAUCCUGCACUGCCAGGACCGCUACUUCAUCGACUUCCUGCAGCGCUGUCUCGAGUGGGAUCCCGCGGAGCGGAUGACGCCGGAUGAGGCGGCCCACCACGAGUUUCUGCAGCCCUCCUCCUCCAGUCGCCAUCGCAGCUGCCGCAUGUCGAACAGCUCCUCCAGCUCCGGCCUGAACAGCGUCUCCCAGAAGUCCUCCUGCUACAAUUUCGCGGACAUCUCGCCGGGCAGCGGCACUGGCCAUGUCGUCGGUGGUGGGCCCGUGGUGGCCUCGAUAACCAGCACCACAGCAGUGCACAAUGCGGCGAUUGCCACCACGACCAAGUCGAGGCAGCAGCAGGCGCAGCUGCAGUCCCAGAGCCACACCCACGGCCACGCCCAGUCGAACGGACACCUGCCGGACAUCAAGCUGAGUGCCAGCGACAAGUACAACAGCAUGCAGAAGGUGGCGGUGCGCUCGAAGAUCACAUCCAGCGUCUCGGACCUGGAGUCCGUGCAGCAGUACUCCCUGCAGUACGUCUCCUCGGCGGCUAGGAAGCACCUGAACCGCAGCGGAGUGUCCUCCAAGUACGGCAGCUCGACCCUGGCGCACAACCACCACAACGUGACGCACCACAACGCAUCAACGGCCACCAUCGCCACCGCCACGCACCACCAUCACCACCACGGCGGGGCAGGCGGCGGGCAGCAGCAGCAGUCGUCGUCGGGAGCCACCGUCAUGUCGCACUCGCAGUCCACCGGCGAUGUCUCCGACAGAGCCAUCUUCGGGCGAGCUUGACUCCGGGCAAGGCCCACCAAGCUGGAGCUCAAGAAGUGCAAGCUGGUCAACAUGAUGGACUUCUGGAGCUAGAAGUGGCGUCCACAGCA